Molecule: messenger RNA, 7300 nt
Organism: Acipenser ruthenus (sterlet)
Lineage: Eukaryota; Metazoa; Chordata; Actinopteri; Acipenseriformes; Acipenseridae
Product: chromodomain-helicase-DNA-binding protein 4
Exons: 39
Coding region: 480-6359 (1959 amino acids)
Biological process (GO): chromatin remodeling; negative regulation of transcription by RNA polymerase II
Cellular component (GO): chromatin; nucleus; NuRD complex
Molecular function (GO): ATP hydrolysis activity; chromatin binding; DNA binding
Source: RefSeq, a predicted model, not a curated record
GGCAACCCUGGGGAUAUUAUGGGAUGCUUGCUCCCUUUUUUUCAUCCCCUUUUCUUUGUGUGUGGGUCUGGCGGGGGUGCUUGAUCCUUCGGUGCUGAGAACGGAGAAGCCAUUUUAUAACGCUGUGAGGAGUUGUACUGUACAAAUACAACGAGAUUUGACCUGAAUUUUGUACCGACCCAACGAAAAUAAACACAGGACAUAGACGGCGAACUGCGGCAACCGGCUGAUAGGCCGCGGAACAUACAAAACAUUUGGAUAAUAGUAUUUUUGUUAACAACAACUGUGGGAUUUAUUUUGUAUUAGUUUGCUUAGAAUAACAUUUUUAGUAGGUAUUCAUGUGUAUGUGUUGUUUUUUUUUUUUAAAUUAAACAAGCCCUCUGUAUAACCACGCUUCACUUGAACCUGCCUUCACGAACCGGCAUAUAGUGGAGUACGGACCGAGGCAGACAAAGGACACCCCUUGACAAAAAUAGAAAAUGUCGGGCAGCGAAGAUGAUAUGCCAGAGUUUGGUGAAAACGAGGACCGCUCUGUGCUUCAAGAUAAUGACGAGGAUUUAGACGAGGACCUCUCCGAAAGUGACACCCCGAAACCCAAGAAGAAAAAGAAACCCAAGAAACAGAGCAAGACCCCCAAAUCCAAACGAGGGAAAAAGGAGGAUAUGGACGCCAGCUCCCCCGAAGCGGGUGACUUCAUGGUGGAGGAUGACAAGGAGGCCCGAUCGGAGAGCGAAGGGAGCGACUACACCCCUGGGAAGAAGAAGAAGAAGCAGCGACUUAGCGCUAGGAAGGAGAAGAAGGCGGGAGGAGGAGGAGGAGGAGGGCUGGGGGCAACGCUGGGGGGCAGCGGGAGCAGCAAGGCAAAGAGGAAGGAGCCCGAGCCGGAGCCGGAGGAGGAGGAAGAGGAGGAGGAGGAGGACGAUGAUGACGACUCAAAGGAGCCCAAGACCUCCGCUCAGCUCCUGCAGGACUGGGGGAUGCAGGAUAUUGACCACGUCUUCUCUGAGGAGGACUAUCGAACCCUCACCAACUACAAGGCCUUCAGCCAGUUUGUGAGGCCUCUGAUCGCUGCCAAGAACCCGAAGAUCGCCGUGUCGAAGAUGAUGAUGGUCCUGGGUGCGAAGUGGCGCGAGUUCAGUACCAACAACCCCCUGAGGGGGAGCUCCGGAGCAUCAGCCGCUGCUGCAGCUGCUGCUGUGGCUGCAGUCGUGGAGAGCAUGGUGGCCAAUCAGGAGGGAGGGGUCGGGCCUUCUGCCCCCAGCUGCACAGAGCCCCCUGCAGCUCCGGCUGAGGCACUGCCGCCGGUUCGCAAAGCCAAGACCAAGGAGGGCAAAGGCCCAAACGCUCGGCGCAAGACCAAAACAGCCCCCAAAGCUCCCGAGAAGAAGAGCAAAGCCAAGAAGGUGGCUCCCCUGAAAAUCAAACUGGGAGGGUUCGGGAGCAAGCGCAAGAGAUCAUCCAGCGAGGAGGAUGAUCUCGAUGUGGACUCUGACUUCGAUGACGGCAGCAUGAACAGCUACUCCGUCUCGGAUGGGUCCGCCAGCCGCAGCAGCAGGGGGCGCCGCAAAGCCAAGGCAACGCGCAAGAAAAAGAAAGGAGACGAGGAUGCUGAUGGCUACGAGACGGAUCACCAGGAUUACUGCGAGGUGUGCCAGCAAGGCGGAGAGAUCAUCCUGUGCGACACCUGUCCUCGAGCCUACCACAUGGUGUGCCUGGACCCCGACAUGGAGAAAGCUCCCGAGGGCAAGUGGAGCUGCCCUCACUGUGAGAAGGAAGGGGUGCAGUGGGAGGCGAAGGAGGAUGUGUCGGAAGCAGAGGAGGAUGUGGAAGAAGCCGCCGUGGAGGAGGACGAUCACCACAUGGAGUUCUGCAGGGUGUGCAAGGAUGGGGGGGAGCUGCUGUGCUGUGACACCUGCCCCUCCUCCUACCACAUUCACUGCCUCAACCCGCCCUUGCCAGAGAUACCCAACGGGGAGUGGGUGUGUCCUCGCUGCACUUGCCUCCCGAUGAAGGGCAAGGUGCAGAAGAUCCUAACCUGGCGCUGGGGGGAGCCCCCCUCCCCCACCUCGGUCCCCAGGCCUGUCAGCUCCGCCCCGGAUGCACCCCACCCAAAGCCUCUGCAGGGGCGCCCCGAGAGGGAGUUCUUCGUCAAGUGGAGCAACAUGUCCUACUGGCACAGCUCGUGGGUCUCUGAGCUGCAGUUGGAGCUGCACUGCCAGGUGAUGUUCAGGAAUUACCAACGUAAGAACGACAUGGACGAGCCUCCCCCCGUGGACUUCGGGUGCGAGGGGGACGAGGAUAAGAGCACCAAGCGCAAGAACAAGGACCCCCUGUAUGCAGAGAUGGAGGAGCGCUUCUACCGCUUCGGCAUCAAGCCUGAGUGGAUGAUGAUCCACAGGGUGCUCAACCACAGCGUGGAUAAGAAGAACAAUGUGCACUACCUGAUCAAGUGGAGGGAUCUGGCCUACGACCAGGCUACCUGGGAGUCAGAGGACAUAGAAAUCCCGGAGUACGACUCCUUCAAGCAGAGUUACUGGCACCACAGAGAGCUGAUGAUGGGGGAGGAUGGGCGCCCCGGGAAGAAGGUGAAGCUCAAAGGGAAGCUGAAGAAGCUGGAUCGACCCCCGGAGAACCCUGUAGUGGAUCCCACGAUCAAGUUUGACCGACAGCCGGAUUACCUGGACUCCACGGGGGGCACGCUGCACGGGUACCAGCUGGAGGGGCUCAACUGGCUGCGCUUCUCCUGGGCUCAGGGCACCGACACCAUCCUGGCAGACGAGAUGGGGCUGGGCAAGACCGUGCAGACCGCAGUGUUCCUGUCCUCUCUGUACAAGGAGGGUCACUCGAAGGGGCCCUUCCUGGUCAGCGCCCCGCUCUCCACCAUUAUAAACUGGGAGCGCGAGUUCGAGUUGUGGGCGCCUGAAUUGUACGUAGUCACAUACGUGGGAGACAAGGACAGCAGAGCCGUGAUCCGCGAGAACGAGUUCUCCUUUGAGGACAACGCCAUCCGUGGGGGCAAGAAGGCGUCCAGGAUGAAGAAAGAGGCGUCGGUGAAGUUUCACGUGCUCCUGACCUCGUAUGAGCUGAUCACCAUCGACAUGGCCAUACUGGGGUCCAUCAACUGGGCAGCACUGGUGGUGGACGAGGCCCACAGGCUCAAGAACAACCAGUCCAAGUUUUUCCGCGUGCUGAAUAACUACCCUCUGCAACACAAGCUGCUUCUCACAGGAACCCCCCUGCAGAAUAACCUGGAAGAGCUCUUCCACCUGCUCAAUUUCCUCACCCCAGAGAGGUUCAAUAACCUGGAGGGCUUCCUGGAGGAGUUUGCUGACAUUGCAAAGGAGGAUCAGAUCAAGAAGCUGCAUGACAUGCUGGGGCCUCACAUGCUGAGGAGGCUGAAGGCCGACGUCUUCAAGAACAUGCCGUCCAAGACAGAGCUGAUCGUCAGGGUCGAGCUGAGCCCCAUGCAGAAGAAGUACUACAAGUUCAUCCUGACCAGGAAUUUCGAUGCUCUGAACACCAGGGGUGGGGGCAACCAGGUCUCCCUGCUCAAUGUGGUGAUGGACCUCAAGAAGUGCUGCAACCACCCCUACCUCUUCCCAGUCGCAGCAAUGGAAGCCCCGAAGAUGCCAAAUGGGAUGUACGAUGGCAGCACGCUCACCAAGGCUGCCGGGAAGCUGUUCCUGCUGCAGAAGAUGCUACGCAAACUGAAGGACGGCGGACACAGAGUGCUGAUCUUCUCACAGAUGACGAAAAUGCUGGACUUACUGGAGGAUUUCCUGGAGCACGAGGGGUACAAGUAUGAGCGCAUCGAUGGAGGAAUCACCGGAGGCAUGCGGCAGGAGGCCAUCGACAGGUUCAAUGCCCCGGGCGCACCUCAGUUCUGCUUCCUGCUGUCGACCCGCGCCGGAGGGUUGGGGAUCAAUCUUGCCACCGCUGACACUGUGGUGAUCUACGACUCUGACUGGAACCCGCACAACGAUAUCCAGGCGUUCAGUCGCGCUCACCGUAUCGGGCAGAACAGGAAGGUGAUGAUUUACCGCUUUGUGACGAAGGCCUCGGUGGAGGAACGCAUCACACAGGUAGCCAAGAAGAAGAUGAUGCUGACCCACCUGGUGGUGCGGCCCGGCCUGGGCUCCAAGACUGGCUCCAUGUCCAAGCAGGAGCUCGACGACAUCCUGAAGUUCGGCACGGAGGAGCUGUUCAAGGACGAGUUUGGGGAGGGAGAGAACAAGGAGGGCGAGGACAGCAGUGUGAUCCACUAUGAUGACAAAGCCAUCGACCGGCUGCUAGACCGUAACCAGGACGCCACGGACGACACAGAGAUCCAGAGCAUGAACGAGUACCUGAGCUCCUUCAAGGUGGCACAAUACGUGGUGAAGGAUGAGGAGGAGGCGGAGGAGGAGGAGGUUCAGCGUGAGAUCAUUAAGCAGGAGGAGAGUGUGGACCCAGAUUACUGGGAGAAGCUGCUGAGGCAUCACUAUGAGCAGCAGCAGCAGGACCUGGCCAGGAACCUGGGUAAAGGCAAGAGGGUGAGGAAGCAGGUCAACUACAACGAUGGCUCCCAAGAGGACAGAGGUAAAGACUGGCAGGACGACCAGUCAGAUAACCAAUCGGAUUACUCUGUGGCGUCGGAGGAAGGUGAUGAGGACUUUGACGAGCGAACAGAAAACGCUCGUCGGCCGAGCAGGAAGGGUCUCCGGAAUGACAAGGACAAGCCGCUGCCGCCCCUGCUGGCUCGAGUGGGGGGCAACAUCGAGGUAUUGGGAUUCAAUGCUCGGCAGCGCAAGGCCUUCCUGAACGCCAUCAUGCGCUAUGGCAUGCCCCCACAGGACGCCUUCACCACGCAGUGGCUCGUACGGGACCUCCGCGGCAAAUCUGAGAAAGAGUUCAAAGCGUACGUGUCCCUGUUCAUGCGUCACCUGUGUGAGCCGGGUGCGGACGGAGCGGAGACCUUUGCGGAUGGGGUCCCGCGGGAGGGGCUGUCCCGCCAGCACGUGCUGACCAGGAUCGGGGUCAUGUCCCUCAUCCGCAAGAAGGUUCAGGAGUUCGAGCACGUGAACGGUCAGUGGAGCAUGCCUGAGCUCAUGGAAGCCGAGGAGAACAAGAAGAUCCUGAGACCAGACUCCCCCACCCCCAAAACACCGACCCCCAGCACCCCUGGAGACACACAGCCCAACACACCGGCCACCACAGCCUCCAGCACAGAGGAGUCUAUGAAAACGGAUGAAGUGGGGAAGGAGAAAGAGAAGGAAGGGGAGACGGAGGGCAAGGAGUCUCCUGCCAAGCUGGAGGAGCAGGCUGAGGAGUCUAAAGCCCCAGAAGGGGAACUAAAGGCCACAGAACAAUCUCAGAAACCUUUGACCGAAGAGAGUAAGGAUGGAGAGAAGGACAAAGAAAUAAAGGAGAAGAAAGCCGAAGAGGGGGAGAUCGUCAAAGGUGAAGGUUCGGAGGGCAAGGAGAAGGCAGAGGAGCCGAUGGAGACUGACGCAGUGGAGGAGAAGGAGGAAAAGCAGCUCCCUGUUGAAAAGAUGGACACCAGCCCUGCUGUGGACAUGAAGAAAGAGCAAAAGGAUGAGAAGCUGGAGGCAGUGAAGCCGGAGGCUGAGAAGGGAGCAGGGGGAGCGUUGGCAGCGGAAUCAAAGCUGCAGAACGGAGAGCUGGUGAAGGAACCGAGCGAGGAGAAGAAGAGAGCCAUGAAGCAGCGGUUCAUGUUCAACAUCGCUGAUGGGGGCUUCACAGAACUGCACUCGCUGUGGCAAAACGAAGAGCGCGCCGCCACCGUCACCAAAAAGACCUAUGAGAUCUGGCACCGUCGCCAUGACUACUGGCUGCUCGCUGGCAUCAUCAAUCAUGGCUACGCUCGCUGGCAGGACAUUCAGAACGACCCCAAGUACGGGAUCCUGAACGAGCCCUUCAAGGGAGAGAUGAACCGGGGCAACUUCCUGGAGAUCAAAAACAAGUUCUUGGCACGCAGGUUCAAGCUGUUGGAGCAGGCCCUUGUGAUUGAGGAGCAGCUGCGGCGCGCUGCCUACCUCAACAUGUCCGAGGACCCUUCCCACCCCUCCAUGGCUCUCAACACCAGGUUUGCGGAGGUCGAGUGCCUGGCAGAGUCCCACCAGCACCUGUCCAAAGAGUCCAUGGCAGGGAACAAGCCGGCCAAUGCAGUCCUGCACAAAGUUCUUAAGCAGUUGGAGGAGUUACUAAGCGACAUGAAGGCUGAUGUGACCCGUCUCCCGGCAACCAUCGCCAGGAUUCCGCCGGUUGCCGUGAGGCUGCAGAUGUCCGAGAGGAAUAUACUCAGCCGAUUGGCCAGCCGGGGACCCGAGCCACAACCACAGCAGGUGGCACAGCAGUAGAAACGGUGCCCCCUUCUGGAUUAACAAGGGAAUUCCAACCAACUGCAAUCCCUCCCACAACAUUCCUUCAAUCCUGAUUGGCACGCAGCUGCUGAAUUCAUACCCCCUGCUUACUGAGACCACACCUCUCUCGAACUUCUCUGACCAGAAAAAAAAUGAUUUUGGUUUAUUUUCUUGUUGUGUGUUUUUGUUUUGUUUGUUUUUUUGGACUUUCACUUUUAAAUACAAAGACAGACACAGAACAACUUUUUUCUUUUUAUAAAAACUAUACAAAGAAAAAAACGUGGUUUUAGAAUGAAUGAAAAACAAAGGACGACAAGGACUUGAAUAACUUCUGUACAUAUUAUUGUUUAGUACACAACAGGUGGCAAUAUGGGGGGUAGGGGGAGAACCUUAAACGAAAAUAAAAAUACUUGAAGUCAAACGUUUCUCAAGGUUUUAUUUAUUUUUUUGGUUUUUUUUUUCCUUUUUGAAGAGUUACUGUCUGUUACAGUCAGUCCCGGUCUAUCUGUAGCGAUUGGUGUUCCACCCUGCUCCUGAAAUCGAGGCUUUGGUUUGUUUGCUGGUUUCUUGCUUUCUUUUUGAAUUUGCAUUGCAGUCUAGUGCUGGCGCGCAGAGUCUAGACUCCGCUAUCAGUGUAGAUACAGCCUGUUUCAAGUGGAAAACAAUACCUGUUAAACUCCAUAUUUAGUUCCAGUUCAGAUCAAAAAGCUGGAACCAUGAGGGUGCUUGAGGAGCAGAGCUGGAACCCACUGAUCUACAGAGAGAGAGAACGAGGGAGAGAAAGAGAGGUGCUCUCUGAGGGCUAAAGAGAAAAAGAAUCUUGACUUUUCAGCGCACACUUGGCUACCUCUGUUGUGCUUUUAGAAAUAAAUAAUAAGCAAAAAUGGAUUGUGUACUACUUGUAUAUUUAAAAAUAAAAAAAUAAAUGAAAACACAAA